AUCACACAGUAAACAAUAUUUUAAAAACGCUUCAAAAUUAAAAUGUGAAACUAUUUAAUACCCAUGUCAGAGAUCCUCUGACUGUAAUGUUUGGAGAUGCAAUCGUCAACUUCCUUUCAAUACAGAAUCCGAUAAUCGCCUUCGGGACCCUCAAGAACUGGUCCCGUCGUGCCUUGUACAAUAAGAUAGACCUCUGCACCCAAUCCUGCUACAGUCAGAUCAUCCCCGGACUCUACCUCAGCAAUGCCAGGGCCGCAGCAGACCGAGAUGUGCUUAGACAUCUUAAAAUCACCCAUGUGCUCACAGUUGAGGCGCGACGCCUACCGAAAUCAGCUUUUGUCGAUUCCGACAUCAGCACACUCUACAUUAGGGCCAAUGACACUCCUCAAACCAAUCUCCUACCAUACUUCCCAAUGGCCAAUGCUUUUAUUGAGGAGGGGAUACAAAAAGGCAACGUACUCGUCCACUGCCACUUCGGAGUCUCCAGGUCCGCCACCCUAGUCAUUGCGUAUAUCAUGCAAAAGUAUGGAUUGCGGUAUGAGCAAGCAUUUAACUUUGUACGACAGAGGAGAAGGUUUAUCAAUCCGAAUCCAGGCUUUGUGAACCAGUUGAAGCAGUAUCAAAGAAUAAAUUACGAUGUUAGAGGUAUUAAAAGAUUGGAGGCCUACAUGAACGUGAACGCGAGAAAGCACAGAUACAAAAUUGCGUCCUUUGCGGCAGUAUUAGUCGGUAUUGUUGUACCGUUGGCUGUCCUGGUUGGUUAAUGUAUAAUAUUAUAAUGAUGUAAUAAAUAAUACAAUCAGUACUAUACCUUUGUAUGUUUUCAGGGACUUUAU
This is a messenger RNA of Pieris rapae (cabbage white), 836 nucleotides long. Its product is annotated as dual specificity protein phosphatase MPK-4-like. Bases 87 to 764 code for a protein of 225 amino acids. Gene Ontology annotation, biological process: negative regulation of MAPK cascade; protein dephosphorylation. NCBI's taxonomy places the organism in Eukaryota, Metazoa, Arthropoda, Insecta, Lepidoptera, Pieridae. The transcript has a single exon. The record is from RefSeq and is a predicted model, not a curated record. Gene Ontology annotation, cellular component: cytoplasm. Gene Ontology annotation, molecular function: MAP kinase tyrosine/serine/threonine phosphatase activity; protein tyrosine/threonine phosphatase activity.